AUGACAUCCAAAGCCUUGUUCUCAUUGUUUCCACGUUCGAGCAAGAACAAGAAGGAAAGAGAGAGAUCAUUCUUGGAUAAUGGAAGCAUCUUACUAGAGGAUACCAUUGCUUCUUGUGAUGGAAAAUCUAAUCCUAUUCGCUCUUACUCAGCUGCUGAGCUCGUCAGGGCUACCAACAACUUCGAUCUUUCUCGCAUCAUAUACAAGAUGAUGGAGACUGCCAAAUGUUCAAGGGUGUUCUAG
This is a messenger RNA of Prunus armeniaca (apricot), 243 nucleotides long. Lineage: Eukaryota; Viridiplantae; Streptophyta; Magnoliopsida; Rosales; Rosaceae. The record is from the annotation of a GenBank genome assembly.